Molecule: messenger RNA, 1429 nt
Organism: Mercenaria mercenaria
Lineage: Eukaryota; Metazoa; Mollusca; Bivalvia; Venerida; Veneridae
Exons: 2
Coding region: 16-408 (130 amino acids)
Source: RefSeq, a predicted model, not a curated record
CUAAAUAGACUGCAAAUGCCGCUAUUUAUUAAACUAUUUUGCAGGACUUUUCCACGAAUUUUAAGUCAUGGUAGAAACGCUGGUAAUUUCAGAGAUUUUGAUACACCACAUUUCAAGGGUUCCCUGCCAAACAUUAUGCAUGCAGAUGCAUAUAUUUACCGUGGCGAUCAGAGGCGAUAUUCAUUCCAAGAAAAGAGGCGGUAUUCCAGUUAUGACCAGGACAGGAAUGUAGAUACAGAUUUAAAUUUUGAAGGGAACCGAAUGUCUCUCCGACACGAAAUCGAGAGACCACCUUCACCAUUGCCAGAUUAUAAUCGGAUGAGCAAUGUGGACCGUGGUGGCAUCCAGACAAAUGGCAACCGUCGUUCCGGUCACUUUGACGAGUUUGGUGCCCCGAUUAAAUUUUAAUUCUAUAACUGCACAGCCGAAUUGGGCAUAAAUUGAAUAUUCUACGAUAUCUGCUGAAAUUACAAUACAAUUGUUCACUAGUGGAAGGUGCUAAUUGAUAGCUGGAAAGUAAACUAUUUAGGCAGUAACGACGCCUUACCAAGUUACCCGAGAGCCGGAUAUUUCAAUUCACAUUUACAAUCAGUGAUCGAUUAUUUUUUUUCAUACUGUAGUUUCAAAAAUUAAAAAAAAAUAAUGUAAAUACGAAUUGUUUUAUUCACAAACCACAUCACGUGAGUCAUCUUUGGACGAAGAGUUUUCCCAGCAGUAAUUCAAGAAAAGCUAUUGAGAUGCGCCGAUUGAAAGAUGAUACCACCUCUAAGACGCAUAGUGGUAUUAAGAUAGGCAAGUUUAAAAACGUUCUAUAAAAACCUUAAAGUUACGAGUGUCCGCGUUGUUGAGGUAAACUAUUUUACUGCAAAAAUAAGACGCUGUGCUUUAUUUCUGUUGGUGAUUAAGACAUUCAGCUGGUUUGUGAAAGACAGGCGGGUCUAGCCAGAUGCCUAUCCGCGAUUAAGUGUUUUCAUAUUUUGCGAACACUGUGUGUUUUGUCAUAUUUAAUUCAUAUUACUAUGCAUUAUUUACAAUCAGAGUGUGUAUUAUUGUGCAUUAUUUACAAUCAGACUGUGUAUUAUUGUGCAUUAUUUACAAUCAGACUGUGUAUUAUUGUGCAUUAUUUACAAUCAGACUGUGUAUUAUUGUGCAUUAUUGUGCAUUAUUUACAAUCAGACUGUGCAUUAUUUACAAUCAGACUGUGUAUUAUUGUGCAUUAUUGUGCAUUAUUUACAAUCAGACUGUGCAUUAUUUACAAUUAGACUGCAUUAUGUACGAUUUUCUUUAAAUCAGUUUUCAGUUAUAUUCGAAUUUAUAUACCUGUUCCAUUGUUAAAGCAUUUAAGACCAUACUAUAUCAUUUACAUGCAUGUUUACAUCAAUUUUUUCAUUGUCUCUUUGCCUUUUGCGAAACCAAACAUUAGACAUUA